Molecule: messenger RNA, 930 nt
Organism: Klebsormidium nitens
Lineage: Eukaryota; Viridiplantae; Streptophyta; Klebsormidiophyceae; Klebsormidiales; Klebsormidiaceae
Source: the annotation of a GenBank genome assembly
AUGGCGGCGCCUCUGUUUUGCAGCUUCGUGCUGAUGCUCGUGUUCAUAUUAGCUGGCGCCCGCGCAGCGAGUGCAAGCUGCGGCGCCUCAGAGAAGAUUUUGGAGGGCACUGUACGGACUGACAACGCGGGUGUUCAAACAGAGCCCCUCAUGGAUAGCUUCAUACUGCCUGAGCCUGCGCUUGUCAAUGACUUUCUGCGGAAUCACAGUACAUUCAAGAACCCGCUCCUGCCGUCCAGUCCUCCGCUUCAGCUCAUCAAGUGCGAGGUGUAUCUUGCUCUUCUCGGGAGAGAGGGUUUGUUCAACUUUUAUGCUGCGGAGCAUUCGGGGGGCUGUCGAGUGCCACCUCCUGUGCUGCCACUACCGGAGAGUAGCUACUCCGCCUACGGAAAGUUUUGGUUUGUUCAGCUGCGACGUUCUCUAACUUCCUGGCGCGUUCUGCUCAUCAUUGCGGCGACUCAUGGAGUAAUACACCUCCUGUCGUACCCCUACUACGAUACGGUUGGCAGUUCAGGAAAGAAGUCCCGCAACGGCGAGAAUGGGACACAGAGCAGGCAAGCAAAGAGGCUCAAUGACGAUGACAAGCAAGCCAUCCUUAUCGCCAGCAUAUUGUUUGGUCUCCUGCUUGCUUUCGUUGUGUGGAUACAGGCUCUCGUCCCUCAACCCCUCCAGCUGCCAGAUCCAUCCAUCAGUAUCAAUCCUUUCCUCCAUGUUUCGAGCAACACAUCAUUGAGCCUUCACCGCUGCACGGUGCCUUGGCCAGGCAUAUCAAGCGAACAUUUCCUCUUCGAUUUCUACAUCGGGCUGCCCAGCACCAUGUGCGACCGCAUCCUUGCAACGCAGGUCAUCUAUCCAGACUACGUUACCAAAGGGCCACCCAAUCUCGUAGGGACGCACAUUUUGGUCUGCUCGAAAAGUGUAGUGCACUAG